CUACCUCCUCACCCAUUCUUUGUCCCUACGCCGCUGGCAUCUCAAGUGCUCUGGGCGCGGUGAGCGCGGCGCGCUGCUCGGCUCGUCGUCACCAGUCGCCAUGAACAUCCUGAGCGCCGCGGUCUGCAUCCUCGCCACGGCCGUGGCCGUGACCUCCACCCCCGUGGAGGUGGUGACCAGAAGUGGCCGCCUGGGGAUCCACAGGGGCAAGGACGCCACGAAGGGGAACCACCCUUACCAAGUGGCGCUGUUCGCCGACAACCAGUUCUUCUGCUCCGGCGCCAUCAUCAGCAUGAACUCAAUCCUCACGACGGCGAACUGCGUCGACUGGGCUCGUGGUGACAUCGAGGUUCGCGCGGGUGUCUACAAGCUGGACGACACGGACAAGGACAUCCAGACGAUGACCGCCACACCGGCCGACCGCAUCAUCCACCCGAACUUCGACCUCGAGUACCUGGACAACGACAUCGCCAUCAUCAACAACCUCAACCUCCAGAGAGUUGAAAAUGUGGUGGAGUGGGCCAAGCUGCCAACCUACGCCGAUGCCGGCAUCAACCUCACCACCGUGGUCGCCACCGUGACGGGCUGGGGCAGCGUCAACGACGACGACAAGCUCAGCAACGUGAUGCAGGUGGCCGAGAUCACCCUCGCGGACACGAGCGCAUGCGUCCCGGAGUACGGCACCGGCAUCAUCGGCACCAAGCUGUGCGCCACCACGGAGCUGGCCAGCACCUGCACGGGUGACGCGGGCGGGCCGGCCAUCAUCACGGUGCGGAGGGAGUACCGCCUGCUGGCGCUCGUGUCACACGGCAGCCAGGGCGGCUGCACCCAGGGCAAGCCCGUCGUCUUCACUCGCGUGUCGGCCUUCCUCGAGUUCAUCCAGGACAACGCGCAGGCCGUCUCCAUCAGCGACAACUAGGGCAUAAAUAUUACGACUGCUCGAUUUAUAAAUCCAAAUAGCAAAGUUAUGCCCUGUUAUUCAAUUCUUCGUAACAUGAAGACGGCUUUGUAAGCAACUAAGGGUGUGUUUUUGGUAAAUAAGUUUUCACGGUAAACCCAAGUGUUUUUGUCUGAAAAUGCGGGCAGCUUUCACUCAUCUUAAAAGCAUUGGACGUAAAUAUUUAUUCUGUUUUGAAGUAAAAUAAUAGACGGCUACAGUG
Frankliniella occidentalis (western flower thrips) is the source of this 1160-nucleotide messenger RNA. RefSeq names its product brachyurin-like. Gene Ontology annotation, biological process: proteolysis. The record is from RefSeq and is a predicted model, not a curated record. Gene Ontology annotation, molecular function: serine-type endopeptidase activity. The transcript has 7 exons. Bases 101 to 919 code for a protein of 272 amino acids. Lineage: Eukaryota; Metazoa; Arthropoda; Insecta; Thysanoptera; Thripidae.